Messenger RNA from Rhopalosiphum padi (bird cherry-oat aphid), 1596 nucleotides. RefSeq names its product piggyBac transposable element-derived protein 3-like. NCBI's taxonomy places the organism in Eukaryota, Metazoa, Arthropoda, Insecta, Hemiptera, Aphididae. The record is from RefSeq and is a predicted model, not a curated record.
AUGCCGUUAGCUGAUGAACAAAUAGAAAUAGAACCCGAAGCCUCUCAGGUGAACGAACAAAUAAAUGAAAAUGUAGUUCCAUUAGAUUUAUCAUUUCAGCCGAUUCAAAAUACAACUUCUUUUACAUUAGGUUCUGAUACUAGUACAAAAAAGUGGUCUAGAUUUAUUCCAAUAUUAAAAAAAAAUAUAUUUUGGAAAAAUGUUCCGUUUACUCCUUCAAUUUUUACAAUACAAUCUGAUUUAAAUCCGCCAGUUUUGACCAAUAUUUUAAACCCAAUUGAUUAUUUAACUAAAUAUUUUUCUAAUGACGAUUUCAAAAACACGGCAAAAUAUACAAAUAUAUAUGCUGCUCAGAACAAUUUGAAAAAUUUUAAAAAUACUUCUACUCAUGAAAUGAAAACUAUGAUUGCAAUACAUAUGCUUUUUGGUGUUCUAAAAUAUCCAAGAGUUAGGAUGUAUUGGGAAAAAAAAUUUAGAGUGCCUUUAAUCGCGGAUAACAUGACCAGGAAUAGACUUUUUGAACUUCGCAGUUGUUUCCAUGUCGUAGAUAAUAAAGCCAUACCCAAAGAAAACAGAGAUAAAUUUGUGAAAAUUCGUCCUUUGUAUAAUUCAUUUAUUAAACGCUGUGCCCAGUUACCUGUUGAACAAAAUCUAAGUGUGGACGAACAAAUUGUUCCUUUUAAAGGAAAUUUAUCAAUAAAACAAUAUAUUAGGGGUAAACAAAUCGAUAAAAAUAUGCAAAAAAAUUUUGGUCUAGGUGGAGCAAUCGUUUUAAAAUUGGUUGAAAAUUUAAAGCCUAAAAACUUUUUAUUUUUUGACAACUUUUUCUCCUCUUACAACUUAUUUUGCUGUUUAUCAAAGUAUAAAAUAUUUGCUGCUGGAACAAUCCGAAUAAAUAGAUUCAAUAACCCCCCGUUUCCAAAAGAUAAACAACUAGCUAAAAUGGGCCGAGGAACUAGUUUCGAGAUAUGUUCAAAUCAUAAUAUUGCUUUGGUAAAGUGGUUCGAUAAUAAAGCUGUACAGCUCGGAUCAAAUUUCAUUUCUUCGGGAACACCAACUAUAGUACAAAGAUUUGAUCGUAAAAAAAAAUCACUGGUUUUUAUUGAAUGUCCCGAAGUUGUUUAUUUAUACAAUAAAAGUAUGGGUGAUGUAGACAAACACGACCAGCUGGUAAGUUAUUAUCGAACGUUUAUUAAAUCAAAAAAGUGGACUUUACGUAUGCUUUUUCACAUAUCUGAUAUGGCAGUAGUUAAUUCGUGGCUCGAGUACAAAAGAGAUGCAAUAAACCUUAAAAUUCAUACAAAAGAAAUUAUGGAUUUGAUACAUUUUAAACAACACCUUGCCGAAAGUUUAAUUAUGAUUGGUAGUCUUUCAACUCCUAUAUCAAAACGAAGAGGGCGCCCCAGUAGUUCCGAUUCAAUAAAUAUAACUCCAACUAGAUCACCAAAAAACGUCGAUAAAAGACCGCUCGAAGAAGUAAGGAAAGAUCAAUACGGACACCAUCCAGAGUACGAUGAUCGUAAAGAAGCAAUACGGUGCAAGUUUGAAGGUUGUACAGAACAAUCUAGAGGUAUUAUACCAUUCGUCAAUAAUUAA